Molecule: messenger RNA, 2412 nt
Organism: Chrysochloris asiatica (Cape golden mole)
Lineage: Eukaryota; Metazoa; Chordata; Mammalia; Afrosoricida; Chrysochloridae
Gene: ELOA
Product: transcription elongation factor B (SIII), polypeptide 3 (110kDa, elongin A)
Exons: 11
Coding region: 1-2412 (803 amino acids)
Biological process (GO): transcription elongation by RNA polymerase II
Cellular component (GO): elongin complex; nucleus
Molecular function (GO): protein binding
Source: RefSeq, a predicted model, not a curated record
AUGCACGGAGGGCGGAGUCGCGGCCCGAGGACGCGACGCGAGCCCAGUUCCGGCGAGGAGGCCGCGCCAGUGACAGCGAUGGCGGCGGAGUCGGCGCUCCAAGUUGUGGAGAAGCUGCAGGCGCGCCUCGCCGUGAACUCGGACCCCAAGAAGCUAUUGAAAUAUUUGAAGAAACUCUCUACUUUGCCGAUUACAGUAGAUAUUCUUGCGGAGACCGGAGUUGGGAAAACAGUAAACAGUUUGCGAAAACACGAGCACGUAGGAAGCUUUGCCAGAGAUUUGGUGGCCCAGUGGAAGAAGUUGGUUCCUGUGGAACGGAACACUGAGCCUGAAGAACAAGACUUUGAGAAGAGUAAUUCCCGAAAACGUCCCAGGGAUGUUCUUCAGAAGGAAGAGGAGAUGGAAGUGGACUACCAAGAAAACUGGAAAGCCUCUGGUAGUCGAUCCUACAGUCCUGACCACAGACAGAAAAAACACAGAAAACUUGCAGAGCUUGAGAGACCCCACAAAGUCUCUCAUAAUCAUGAGCGGCAAGAUGAAAGAAAGAGGUACCACAGAGUCUCACCAGCUUACUCUUCAGACCACGAGUCUUCUGACUAUGGCCAUGUCCAGUCCCCCCCAUCUUCUAGCAGCCCCCAUCAGAUGUGUGUGGACCAUUAUAGAUCCCCAGAUGAGGAUCACGAGCCCAUUGUUCUACACCAGAAGCCUGCAAAAGGUCACAGUAAUACCUUUCAGGACAGACUGGGGGUCAGUCAAGAACGACACUUGGGUGAAUCCCAGAGUAAAGCGGUGGUGAGUCAAAGCAAAGAGUACAGAUCUUCCCACAAGGAAAAACGCUUAGCGGAUACCAAGAGAGAUGAGAAGACCUCUGCUCUGAGCACAGAGAAGUCAGACAAGGCCAUUUCCAAAGAGGAAAACCGAAGGCCACUCACAGGCGAUGGCACAAGGGAGAAAGCAGCGUCAGCUGGUGCCAAGAAAGAGAGGGAAAGAGAAGGCAGCAGCCUCAAGAAGAAGUUUUUACCCCCAUUAGAGGUGGCUUCUGACAACCACCUAAAAAAGCCAAAGCACAGAGACUCAGAGAAAACCAAAUCCGACAAAAAUAAGUCAAGUUUUUUAGACAACUCAGACAUAGGAAAAGGGGCUGGAGACCUAUUGCCCAAGGUAAAAGAGAAGGUUCCCAACAAUCUAAAGACUCAAGAAGGGAAACUAAAAACUCCCAAUCUGGAUAAAAAGUCAGUGGGCUCCCUCCCUAAAGUUGACGAGGCAGAUAUGGAUGACGAAUUCGAGCAGCCCACCAUGUCUUUUGAAUCAUACCUCAGUUAUGACCAGCCCCGGAAGAAAAAGAAAAAGAUUGUGAAAACUUCAACCACUGCACUUGGAGGUAAAGGACUUAAGAAAAGUGAUUCUAAAAGCACUAGUAAGAACUUGGACUCAGUUAAGAAAUUACCUAAGGUGAACGAAAACAAAACCGAGAAGUUGCGACAGUCUGGAGCCGACUCAGCCAAGCUGAAGAAGAUCCCCAGUGAUGUAUUGCCAGUGUUGCCAGACCUCCCAUUACCCACGAUACAGGCCAAUUACCGUCCACUGCCUUCCCUGGAGUUUAUGUCCUCUCUACAACCAAAGCGAAAAGUGCUCUCUUCACCCCAGGAAGAGGAAGAAGCUGGAUUUACUGGACGUAGGAUGAAUUCUAAGAUGCAGGUGUAUUCUGGUUCCAAGUGUGCCUAUCUCCCCAAAAUGAUGACCUUGCACCAGCAGUGCAUCCGAGUUCUGAAAAACAACAUCGAUUCAAUCUUCGAAGUGGGAGGAGUCCCAUAUUCUGUUCUUGAGCCUGUUUUGGAGAGGUGUACGCCUGAUCAGCUAUAUCGCAUUGAGGAAUACAAUCAUGUGUUAAUUGAAGAUACAGAUCAAUUAUGGAAAAUUCACUGUCACCGAGACUUUAAGGAAGAAAGACCAGAAGAGUAUGAGUCUUGGCGGGAGAUGUACCUGCGGCUUCAGGAUGCCCGAGAGCAGCGGUUACGAUUACUGACAAAGAACAUCCGUUCUGCACAUGCCAAUAAGCCCAAAGGCCGACAAGCAAAGAUGGCCUUUGUCAACUCUGUGGCCAAGCCACCUCGAGACGUCCGGAGGAGGCAGGAGAAGUUUGGAACAGGAGCAGCAGUUGUUCAUGAGAGAAUCAAGAUUAAGCCGACUCCAGACUUCACAGGAAGUAGUCAUGUUUCCUUCAGCAGCAACAGCUUUAACCCGUCCACUGAUGAGCCAGCUUACGAUGGCCCAAGCACCAGCAGUGCCCACCUGGCACCAGUGGUCAGCAGCUCUGUUUCCUAUGAUCCUAGAAAACCAGCUGUGAAGAAAAUUGCUCCAAUGAUGGCCAAGACGAUUAAAGCUUUCAAGAACCGAUUCUCCCGACGAUAA